Molecule: messenger RNA, 1893 nt
Organism: Closterium sp. NIES-65
Lineage: Eukaryota; Viridiplantae; Streptophyta; Zygnematophyceae; Desmidiales; Closteriaceae
Source: the annotation of a GenBank genome assembly
AUGGUUGCCGGCGGCGCACGAAUAGGUCUGGCCAACGAGCGUCAGAGCGUAACGGAUAGGGAGCGUCAGAUGAUGGAAAGAGAGGAACCACCGUUUCAGAGGAGGAGUGUGCGCGAAAUCUUGCGUGGAAUGAGGGAGGCGCAGCAGAGGGCACAAGAGGAUAAGACCGAGCGUUGCGGAUCGGAGGCACUACAACAGAGGAGGGAGGGGGAGAGGAUGGAGGAGGGGGAGGAGCGGAAGGUGGAGCGCGAAAAGGAGGUCUUGCGUCAAAGGGAAGAAAACGAGAGGAAGAUGGAGGAGGCGAGGAAGGUGGAGCGGGAAAAGGAGGAGAAUCAGCAAAGGGAAGAGGAAGAGCGGAAGAGGGAGGAGGUGAGGAAGGUGUGGCGCAAAAAGGAGGAAAAUCGGCAGAGGGAAGAGGAAGAGCGGAAGAGGGAGGAGAGAAAGGCUGAGUGCAAACAGGAUGAAAAGUGGCAGAGGGAGGAGGACGAACGGAAGAGGGAGGAGGAGAAAAAGGCAGAGCGCGAACAAGAGGAGAAGCGGCAGAGGGAGGAGGAAGAGCGGAAGAGGGAGGAGGAGAAAAUGGCAGAGCGCGAACAUGAGGAAAAGCGGCAGAGGGAGGAGGAUGAGCGAAAGAGGGAGGAGAAAAAGGCAGAGCGUGAACAGGAGGAAAAGCAGCAGAGGGAGGAGGAGGAGCGGAAGAGGGGGGAGGAAACGAAGGCUGAGCGCAAACAGGAGGAGAAGAGGCGGGAGGAGGACGAGUGGAAGAGGGAGGAGAAAAAGGCAGAGUGCGAACAGGAGGAGAAGCGGCAGAGGGAGGAGGAAGAGCGGAAGAGGGAGGAGGAGAAAAAGGUAGAGUGCGAACAGGAGGAAAAGCGGCAGAGGGAGGAGGAUGAGCGGAAGAGGGAGGAGAAAAAGGCAGAGCGCGAACAGGAGGAAAAGCGGCAAAGGGAGGAGGAGCGGAAGCGGGAGGAGGAAACGAAGGCUGAGCGCAAACAGGGGGAGAAGCGGCAGAGGGAGGAGGACGAGCGGAAGAGGGAGGAGAAAAAGGCAGAGCACGAACAGGAGGAGAAGCGGCAGAGGGAGAAGGAAGAGCGGAAGAGGGAGGAGGAGAAAAAGGCAGAGCGCGAACAGGAGGAAAAGCGGCAGAGGGAGGAGGAUGAGCGGAAGAGGGAGGAGAAAAAGGCAGAGCACGAACAGGAGGAAAAGCGGCAGAGGGAGGAGGAGGAGCGGAAGAGGGAGGAGAAAAAGGCCGAGCGCGAACAGGAGGAGAAGCGGCAGAGGGAGGAGGAAGAGCGGAUGAGGGAGGAGGAGAAAAAGGCAGAGCGCGAACAGGAGGAAAAGCGGCAGAGGGAGGAGGACGAGCGGAAGGAGGAGAAAAAGGGCGAGCGCGAACAGGAGGAAAAGCGGCAGAGGGAGGAGGAAGAGUGGAAGAGGGAAGAGGAAACGAAGGCUGAGCGCGAACAGGAGGAGAAGCGGCAGAGGGAGGAGGACGAGCGGAAGAGGGAGGAGGAAAGGAAGUCUGAGCGUGAAAAGGACGAGAAGCGGCAGAGGGAGGAGGAAGAGCGGAAGAGGGAGGAGGAAAGGCGCGAAAAGGAGGAGAAGCGGGAAAAGCGCCGGAGGGAGGACGAACGGGAGCAGAAGAGGCUGGAGGCCAAGGAGCAAGAAACGCGCGAAAAGAAGGCGAGGGUGGAGGAGCAAGAGCGACAGAGGCUGGUGGCCGAGACCCGGGAGCGAGAAGCACGCGAAAGGGAGGAAGCGCGGCAGAGGCAGGAACGGGAACGGAAGAGAAGCGAAAGCGAAUGCAGAAGGAAAGAGCUUCAAAGGCUUAAGCGCAAAAGGCUAGUGGCAAGACAGACGGAGGAAGCCCGUGAGCAUCAUGGUGUGGAGCGUUAG